Messenger RNA from Stylonychia lemnae, 2064 nucleotides. Lineage: Eukaryota; Ciliophora; Spirotrichea; Sporadotrichida; Oxytrichidae. The record is from the annotation of a GenBank genome assembly.
AUGCACACCUCCUAAUUAAUCGAAACUUCUCACUUUAAUUGUGAGGAUUUGUUAAAAGAAAAAAAUUAUAAUCUUCCUCACCAUCAUCAGUACUACUAGCAUCAGCCAUAAAACUAACUUAUCUAAUAAUAGCUGUCUUAGUCCUCAAGCUUCGGUAAUCAGCAUUAGUAACAACCUUAGCUAUUUACCAAUUACACCUUAUUAUCCUAGCAAAGCUAUAAUAACAAUAUAAACCUAGGCUGUACUUCACCUGACCCUAUUCGUGACUCAAAUGAUUUGAAACUUAAUUUUGACUACAUCCCUGACUUUUAAAUUCAGCAAGAUCAUCUUUAUCAGUCAGUUAUACCCUAAAGAUAAAAUCUUAACCAAUUUAUUGACACUCAUCUAAUAGGAUCUUAAAGUGACAUUUUGGAUACUCGUAUGGACCCCCUAAACAUUAUAAGCAAUUAAAAUUCAAAUAACAUUCUUCGAGGCUUUCCAUAGUAGAGUUGUUAGGUUCCCCAAAAGUAAGUUGCACAAGAAGAUUCUAAAAAUCCAUAAAAAGCAGAUGGAAGUUUAAAUAAAGUUCUAAAUGAGUAUUCUUAGCAACUUGAUGAGUUUAAUUACUAUCUUGAUGAUCGAAUUGAUAAUCUAAAGUCUAAAAUAGAUGGAUUGCAGAAAGAAUUGCAAUAGCUUGAAAAACUAUCAAAUAAUCAAGAGCAGAUAUAAAAGAUAGCUAGUAGUGGUCUUGUUGACAAAGCUUAGUUUGGCAAAGUCCAUACUUAAAUUAUUAUUGAUGCAGAAUAGAGUGUAACUGAGAAUGUCAUAAAAGUGAACUCAAUUCAAAAGAGAUUCAUGGGUUUUGAAAGGCAUGAUUUUGAAUAGGAUAGGCAAAAUCAGAAACAAGGUAAUUCAAGAAAAUUGACUUCUCAAAUAAACCCAGCCCUGAUUAAAUCAGAGUUCUAAAAUAGCAGUGGUUGUAGCCACAAUGGUAUGAAAUAAUCGAACGAUAAAUAAAUCGCCGACCUAAAUGAUCAAGCAAGAGAGUUUAGCUUCUAAUAAGGAUUAAUAUAGAAGCCUAAAUAAGUAAUGGAUCUUCAAAAUUAGAAGCAGGUGAGUAAUGGGAAUUCAUUCUAAAACUAGAUAGCCAUUAAAGAUAGUAACAGCUCAAAUAAUUAGAAUAAUCAAUAAAAUGCAAGAUAAGUAAAUAAUAUCUAUGCACUCUCAGAAUAAGAUUACAAGUAUGCUCAAUCUUAGUUUAAAAAGCAAUGUUUAGGGAAGAGUCAUUCUAAUAAUUACCAUCAAAUAUCAGAGUAAUAAGAUCCGCUGGGAUUGUAAAUAUUAUAAAAAUAAAUAAAAAAAGACUAGGAUUAUUUAAUGAGCUUAAACUACAGGCCACCUUAAACAAACAUAUUUGGAAAUCCUAGGAUAUAGCCAAGAAUGAAUAUGAUGCAUCUUCCAUAAUUAAAUCCAAAUUAAGUUGAAAUUAAGCAAGAGAAGUCUCAUUUAGGUAUCAAUCAUUCAAAUCACAAUUAAACUUCCAGUUCUAAUUAUAUCAAUAGUGCAAUAAUGAAGCAUAAAAAGACUAUAGAUAUGAGAGCAGAGGACUCCAAGAGUGUAUGCUCUAAUAGAAAAAGAAGUAAAUAUAAGAUGCUUAAUCCUGAUAUCAAGCAAAAAGCAGUGUAAAUGGCGAUUGACAAAGGAGCUAAGUAAAGUGCACAUACUUUUGGUGUACCCUUGAAAUCUCUAAAGCGUUGGAUAAAAGUAGGCUGGCAGAGGAAAAAGGGAGGAGGCAGAAAGACUAAAGAUCCCUAAAUGGAGAAAAAAUUGCAUGAAUGGUAUUUGUAAAUGAAGGACUAGCAAAUUCCAGUAACAGCCAAGAUGAUAAAGGAUCGGGCAAUUUAGCUUAGAUCAUGUAAAGACUUCAUUGCUAGUAAAGGAUGGCUAGAUAAAUUUAAGAUAAGAUAUAAUUUAGAAAUAUCCAAGGAAUCUGCCACUAUAUCAGGCCAAUAUGGGUAAAUGGGAAUGAGAAGUGAGAGUAGCUCCUACAAUCUUAGUAAUAAUGGAAGUCAAUCAAAUAGAUGA